Paramecium octaurelia is the source of this 2092-nucleotide messenger RNA. The record is from the annotation of a GenBank genome assembly. NCBI's taxonomy places the organism in Eukaryota, Ciliophora, Oligohymenophorea, Peniculida, Parameciidae.
AUGAAUGAAUUGGAAAAUGAAUUUUUGACUUAAUGUAAUAUAGAGAGUUCAGCAUUUUCACAUUCUUAUGUAUUUAUGAAUGCUAUAAUAAAUAAGAUUGAGCAAAUAUAUAAUGAAGUGCAUUUCAACAAUAUUGCGAAGAGAGAUCAGAUUGCAAGAUUAAGGAAAGAAGAAAUUUAAUAUCAGAUUAAGUAGGAGAAAUAACAAUUGCAUGUUGAAGAGAUCGAGAAGGCUAUGGAACAGAAAUAGUAUUUGAAAAUAGAUUUCGAUAGAACUCUCUACUCAAUAGUAUGCUAAAUUAAUAUCACUAGUUGUUGAGACAGAAAUACAUUAAUGAUUUGGAGGAGCAACUGAGAUUGAUCAACAGUUUCUAUCAAGAUUUGCCUAUUGAGCAUAGGGAAAGUCAAUAGAACAAGAAAUUAAGUUACUUAAGUUAUACCAAAUAUAAAUUAAGUUAUGAGGAAUACAUUAAGUAAUUGGAAAAUAAGAGGGUUGAAGUAUUAGAUAAUUUGGAGAAGGUCAAAAAUGAAACACAGCAGACUCAACAGAACUAUUAUAGUUUAUUGCAAAAAAUAAAAGUAUUUUACACAAUUUUAUAAGUAAGCUUAAUAAACAUUAGCUGAAUAAGAAAAAACUAUACAAUAAUUGAAUGAUCAGAAUGAGACCAACAUUUUUAAAUUGCAUGAGUAAAGAAAAGUAGUGAUAGAUUUGCAAGUGUUAUAAAAAUUAGAAAGGUAUAAAAUUAUAAUAAUGUUCUAAGAAUGUAUUUGACAUUUGAAGAAGAAAUCAACGAAAAUUUUGUUACUGAGGAUAUCAAUAAGGUAGAUUGUAAUAAAGAGAUAUCUGAUUUCAUGCAUACUCAUCCUUUCGGAGUUUCAUUCUUGGUUGAGAAUCUCAUACAGCAAUACAGAAAAUAUCAAGUUCAAAUUGAUAGUGAGUCUUCAAUAGGCUUGGGUUUGAUGGAAGAAAAGCAAGAAUUGCAAUAAGAGUUAAAAGAAUUGAAGGAGUUGUGUGAAAGAUUCUACAUUUAUGAUGAGGUGGAAGAGUCUGAUUCACAAUUUCAAGAUGUCCAGAAAUUGAUGGGAUUCUUAACCAUGAAACAAUCUUAAAAUAACUUUAAGUAGAACCUAUUGCAUAAAGCAGAGUCAUUCAUCAUCAAAGUUUUUGGUAAUCUCUACAAUGCCAUCAAAAGGUAUGAUUAAAUUAUCUAUUCAUUAGAUUCAAUGAUAUAUUUUAGGCAAUCCAUUAGAAGAGAAUGGCAAUAGAUUUGAAAUCAUCUUAGAUUGAUAGCAAAAUCAAAAACUUCUGUGCCAAUACUUCUAUCGGACAUUAUUCACUAUCCUUAUAUUAAUUCAUAAACAAUCCGCUAACUUCUACUCAACCAGAUCUAUAUCAUUAAAUAUAAAAUGUAUUGCUAUUAUCUUAUAUAGAGUAUCAUUCUAAAAUUGUAUGUAAAUGAAGAUGCCUUGAAUUAAUUUUUAUAAGCUGGAUCUACUUUCAUCAAACUAUACUUAAAAGCCUCAGAUUAUUACUCCAAUUAAAUUCACACAAUGAUUGAAUUAAUACAUUCAAUAAAUUAAAUACCCAAAAGGUCUAAAUUUUCUUAUAAUGAUUCCCCUUUAUUUUAAUAAAACUACAAAAGCAAAUUGAGCAUAGAAUUGUCUCAAAAAAAAAUAUCACUGAGAACUGAUAUUGAAUCAAGGGCUUAAGUUUAAGUGAAUUUUAAGACUAAAACAACGAAACGCAAUUCCUUUACUAGUACAAUAGGAAGUACAAGAAGAAUUCAAUAGGAUGUCAAUGAAGAAAACUAUUUAGAAUCUGAGAGAUAAAAAAUAAUAAAUCCAAAAAGUAGUAUUUCGAAUACUAUUAAAAUACCAUCAGAAUAAUAAAAAUAUUGUGAUAUUUUAAGUGAGAGAGGACAUGGAUUUGAAAAAAAAGUGAUUAUUCAAAAUUUUAAAUCAUUGAUCAAAUUGAGAUAAAUUAAAGUAUCAUUAUUUUGUAAAUUAAAAAAUAGAGAAAGUUUAAGACAAACCCAGUAACUCCCAAAAGCAUUAUUGGAUCAUCAUUAAUUUUUAAAUCAACUUAUAAAUGA